GAACCUGUAAAUAAAGUUUACGCCUAUCCCUGUGUUUUAUUCAACAUGAGGAAAAGAGAACAACGGGGUGCUUACGGUUUGGUUCAAAGGAGUUCGACACGAACGUGUUUUCUUCAUCUUCUGCUAAUAUUGUCAACAUUUUCACAAUGUUUUGCUAAAAAAGGAAACUCUAGCACAAGUUCAGCGGGAGACUGCCAGUGUUCACCUUUAAUACGACCUGAUCAAGAAAUCUGUAAAAAUUUUACAUUUAGUUCAACCAAUAUCACCGAGGAUUUGAAGGAGACCGUAAUAAAAUGCCUGAAAGUUCCCUGGCUAGCAGUCAUAGUUGUUGAGAAUCCCAAAAUCACAACUGACAGGCUGGAAUCUGUAUGCCUAGGUUCUAUUAUAAACAAGAAAUAUAUUUUAUCCACUGCAAGCUGCUUUUGUAAUAAGAAAUUAACAGGGCUAGGGUGUGACUGGAACGAUUCUGUUCCAGGGAAAAAAUUACCUUCCGGACACUUUACCUACACAGGAGGAACCAAAGGAUCAAGGAUUACAUACGAUCAUGGUAAUUUUGUAAAAGUUAUGCUAUCUGGAAAGAUCUUUGACUUCAGUUUAAAGAAUAUACUGGAAGUGUCUGUUGCCAACACCUCUGGAACAGAAAAGGUUGCUAGAAUUAUCCUGCAUCCUGAGUAUGUGGAGGGGAAGAGAGAUCAAUCUGAUAUUGCUCUGAUAGAACUUCAACAAGAAAUAGUAUUUGAUUCGGAAAACAUCUUUCCAAUCUGCCUUCCAGGUGUAGAUAGUAAAGAUUAUGGUGUACAGGCCAAGAUAUCUGGAUGGGGAACUCUGUAUGAAAGAUAUGCAGUUGAAAACAAGAUUGGUUGCCACACAAAUGUUGAGGGCCCGGCCAAGUUUGAAAAGUGUCGACAAGAGUUUGUUCUUGAAGGAGAUAUUAUGGGACAGUGUUUGAACUCUGCUCCUCCAGUUUGGUUGAGUGAAGAAUGCAUGAAGCUGCAUUCUGAGAUUCCUGACGCAGCCAAGAAUCUGUCAGUUAUAAAAACAAACCACAGAAAGAUAACAUGCUAUCCUACAGACAGCAUUAAUUCAACGGAUAACUACGGUUGGUGCGCAACAUGUGUCGAAGAUGCCGCGGAAAAUGAGCCUGGAUACUGCUCAGCAGCGACACCAUUGGAUGCUGGCACUGAAAAUACAAGUUCUGUCGGACAUAACUCUGCCUGGGGUAUGUGUGACAGCAAGUGCUCUGUUCGGGACACAGACAAAACUCUCUCAACUGAUAUUGUAGAGUCUAGUAUCUAUAUACUAACUAAACAAGAGUGUAUAAACCGAACUCGAGGAGCGGACUCCCUGGCUAUGAAGGCUCGAGUGGACAGAGAGCUGUGUGCUAUUUCUAGCUUGAAUGAAACUGUGAGUAUAUUUGAACAAGAAAAAGAUGGCAAAUAUAAAAGGGUUGACGAGGAAAAUAGGAUUACGUGGGGAGGAAGCUCAUCAUGUCAGGUUGACUCUGGGUCUAGUUUAUAUACACUAGACUCUGAACUAAGACCAACCCUGCUUGGAAUAGCUUCUAGAGUUUCCAACUGCUCUCUGAAGAACGUGAAUGUUCUCUACUCCAGGUAUGUUCUCUACUCCAGGUAUGUUCUCUACUCCAGGUAUGUUCUCUACUCCAGGUAUGUUCUCUACUCCAGGUAUGUUCUCUACUCCAGGUAUGUUCUCUACUCCAGGUAUGUUCUCUACUCCAGGUAUGUUCUCUACUCCAGGUAUGUUCUCUACUCCAGGUAUGUUCUCUACUCCAGGUAUGUUCUCUACUCCAGGUAUGUUCUCUACUCCAGGUAUGUUCUCUACUCCAGGUAUGUUCUCUACUCCAGGUAUGUUCUCUACUCCAGGUAUGUUCUCUACUCCAGGUAUGUUCUCUACUCCAGGUAUGUUCUCUACUCCAGGUAUGUUCUCUACUCCAGGUAUGUUCUCUACUCCAGGUAUGUUCUCUACUCCAGGUAUGUUCUCUACUCCAGGUAUGUUCUCUACUCCAGGUAUGUUCUCUACUCCAGGUAUGUUCUCUACUCCAGGUAUGUUCUCUACUCCAGGUAUGUUCUCUACUCCAGGUAUGUUCUCUACUCCAGGUAUGUUCUCUACUCCAGGUAUGUUCUCUACUCCAGGUAUGUUCUCUACUCCAGGUAUGUUCUCUACUCCAGGUAUGUUCUCUACUCCAGGUAUGUUCUCUACUCCAGGUAUGUUCUCUACUCCAGGUAUGUUCUCUACUCCAGGUAUGUUCUCUACUCCAGGUAUGUUCUCUACUCCAGGUAUGUUCUCUACUCCAGGUAUGUUCUCUACUCCAGGUAUGUUCUCUACUCCAGGUAUGUUCUCUACUCCAGGUAUGUUCUCUACUCCAGGUAUGUUCUCUACUCCAGGUAUGUUCUCUACUCCAGGUAUGUUCUCUACUCCAGGGUUAUUCACUACUUGGAUUGGAUAAACAGUACAACUGGAGAAUUGGGUUGUUCGGUUUCAGGAGAUAAAAACUAAUUCUACUUUUAACAUUUAAAAUGAUUUAAUGUAACUAUAGGAACAUGAAACAAUAAACUUUUAUAAAAACA
Molecule: messenger RNA, 2585 nt
Organism: Eurytemora carolleeae
Lineage: Eukaryota; Metazoa; Arthropoda; Copepoda; Calanoida; Temoridae
Exons: 21
Coding region: 46-2514 (822 amino acids)
Biological process (GO): proteolysis
Molecular function (GO): serine-type endopeptidase activity
Source: RefSeq, a predicted model, not a curated record